Esox lucius (northern pike) is the source of this 5009-nucleotide messenger RNA. RefSeq names its product stonin-1. The transcript is spliced from 17 exons. Gene Ontology annotation, biological process: transcription initiation at RNA polymerase II promoter; synaptic vesicle endocytosis; clathrin-dependent endocytosis. The coding region runs from base 499 to 4296 and encodes 1265 amino acids. The record is from RefSeq and is a predicted model, not a curated record. Gene Ontology annotation, cellular component: transcription factor TFIIA complex; AP-2 adaptor complex; synaptic vesicle. Gene Ontology annotation, molecular function: clathrin-cargo adaptor activity. Lineage: Eukaryota; Metazoa; Chordata; Actinopteri; Esociformes; Esocidae.
UCCAUUCCGGUCCAUUCCUAGCGUUGUUGUACAUUUCUCACUACCCAGGGAAGUGGCGGUGGAAAAAACUGUUGGUUCAAAUUUGAUCGCCAGUCGAGGUGAAACAAAUAUUUAGCUGUCCACAGGCCGACUUUUAAUGUAGGUUUCCAAAAAAAAAGGUGGGUAAACUUUUGACAUGUUGAGAACUGCGUUUACUUCUAUCAACCCUCCAGCGCACAACUGGCAGGGACGUCCCGUUAACUGAGUCGAGAGAGGGGAGAGGGGAUCUCAACAAAUCCGCAGAUUUCAUGCGCUCUCCCUCUGCCAUUUUGAGAGAAACCGGUUGGCUUCGCUUAUUGGGACGUAAGCUGUUUUAAAGGCAAACAAGACUCCUGACUUUUGAUUGUUGUUUCCCCGGAUUUGUGGACAAUCAGGAGAGGCCUCUGAGCUAAAGUUCAACAAGCAGGAAGUAACCUUUUGAUUUGAACCUGGACACUAAACAACCAAUCAACAACAGCCAUGUGCUCUAUGAACAAUCAAACAAACUGGGUGACUUUUGAGGAUGAGGGGAGUGCAUCUACAUCCCCUUCUUUUGCCUCAACCCCCUUGAAGAUCCCAAGCAGUGGGACAAAGUUAGCCUCAACCCCCCUAAAAUCACCAGGGGCAAAGGCAGCGUCACCCCCUUUAUUUGCCUGUACCCCUGUGAAGACACCCCCAGGUAGUGUGAAGACAACAGGGUUAAAGACAGUUCCUCGUCCCAAUGGCCUAAAACUGGUACUCCCCCCAUUAGGAGACACAUCCUGGAGCUUCAGAAGUUCCCUUGAAUCCAGCUCCCCUCCAAUGCACUUUAACCUCAACGAAAUUUCCCCUGUGCCGUGCAAUACUCCUCUUUGUACUCCGGUUAGGGAAGUUCCUCCGACUGGUGCAUUACCGUUCCAUUGCAGGCCCUGGGAUCAGCACAGCUUGUUUCACAGCUUCUCCAGUUCAUCUGCUGCUCUGCUUUGUUCCUCUUCUUCUGGCCCGGACCAGGCUUCCAUGACGAGCACCACCCCACAGCCAAAGGAUAACGUCUCUGUCUCUGAUGGCCCCAGUUCCUUCCCCUCCUUCCAGGGGCACCCAGGGCAUUUCAACCCUUUCUGGGAUGGAGCUGGUGAGCAUGGUGUGGACUCCGGGAGCUCCUCUUCUGACUCGGAAUCAGGAGGUUCUAGUCUGCCUCGCUUCUUCAUCCGGACGAAAGAUGGCAACGAGCCUCCUCGACCAGACCACCUCCAGAGCUCCUACUCCUACAUCUGUCACAAGCUGGAGGGCCUGCGAGCUGAGGAAAACCUAGACACCGAAGAAGAAGGAGGAAUAGUGGUGGGUAGGGCGAAGAGGAGAGGAGUACGAGACGAAGAGUGUGCACGGGAGGGGCCGUCACAGGCUUUUGUCUCUCACGGUCUCUUCCGUACCGAGAAGAGAGAUGGCUGGUCUUUAAUGUUGAGGAUCCCGGAGAAGAAAAACCGAAUGUCAUCCCGACAGUGGGGCCCCAUCUACCUGCGUCUGAUACCUGGAGGGGUACUCCAGAUGUACUAUGAGAAAGGACUGGAGAAGCCUUUCAAAGAGUUUCAGCUGGAGCCUCACUGCAGGUUGUCAGAUCUCAAACUCGAGAACUGUGGAGAGUCUCGCAAAAUCCAGACUGUGAAGGUGGAGUACGUGUCUUAUACAGAAAAGAAACGCUACCACCCAAAGCUGGAGGUGUCCCACGAGGCUGAGGUUGAGCAGCUGCUGAAGUUUGGAACCAUGGAACAGGGUGACAUGGAGGACCUGUUAGAGACCAUCGAGGAAGAGCUCCUCAGGCUGGCCCCGCCCCUGUCGCAGAAACGGCACUAUGAGGAGCAGGAGAUGACACUGCAGAUUACAGACCACCUUUGUGUGCAGCUGGACAAGGACGGUGUGGUGAUGGACCGGGCAGCCGUGACAAAGAUCCACUGCCUGGCGUUCCUCAAUGGCCCAGGGGAGUGUUUCCUGGCUCUCAACGAUCUGGGGCUACUUCGCUUCGAUGCCAGCUACAGCUCUGGCUCUGAGGAGGAUGACAUCCUGGAGGGUUGGAUGGAGAUUGGUGACUGCUACUUCCACAAGUGCGUCAACGAUCUGGAAUUCUACAGGUCCCGACUGCUCAAGUUCUGUCCUCCGGACGCUUGCAGAGUGGAGCUGAUGCGUUACAAGACAGUAGCUUUGGGAUGCACUGACCUACCGUUCACUGUCAAGGCAGUGGUAACUGUUCAAGGGGCCUACGUGGAACUCCAAGCCUUCAUCAGGAUGUCAGCUGCCUUCUCGUCCUUCACCGGCAUGUCGGAGACUCAGCCGCUCUGUGACAACAUCCUGAUCCGUGUACCGGUGCCGGGCGACUGGGUGAAGGUUUCGCGCACGGUCACACUGCUCAGACGGAAGUCACUGACGGCCAGGAUGAACCGGAAUGCGUGCCUGGGAUCGGUCAGUGCUGCGGAGUCGCAGCCAAUCAUGCAGGUUACCGUGGGGACGGUGAAGUAUGAGAAUGUGUACUCGGCCAUCGUGUGGAGGAUUGACAGGCUGCCUGCUAAGAACAUGGCAGUGGACCAUCCCCAUUCCUUCUCCUGUAAGUUAGAGCUCGGCUCGGACCAGGAGAUCCCCAUUGACUGGUACCCGUUUGUCACGGUGGAGUAUGAGAUGGCGGGCGCUGUGGUUUCACAAACCCGGGUAAAGUCCCUGGGCACGGAGAGUGACGUUCAGCCUCAGAAGAACGUCGCCUACAGGACCCACUGUCUUUGUCAGUCGAAGCUUUACCUGUCCGUUAUAGAAGAUGUGAUUGAGAACAUGCGGGAGUUGAUUUUGGAUGAAGGACUAGAAGACCGCGUCCUUGAAGUCCUAAAACAGCUCUGGGAAUCAAAGGUUAUGCAGUCCAAUGCAGUGGAUGGUUUGGCCCUCGUGAAGAAUACCAUCAACUCAUCGAACUUUGUCCUGCAGCUCCCUCCAAACUAUGGACAGAAUUUUACGAAGCCUACAGCCUCUAUGGUGAACCCCGCAGGCCAGAACGUCCAGAGUUUCACAACUAAGAACAACGGAGGAACUCUGGCCACCUUCUCCCUUCCUCCAGGAGUGACCUACCCAGUCCAGAUCCCUGCAGGGGUCACACUUCAGACAGCCUCCGGCCAGCUGUACAAAGUCAAUGUCCCUGUGAUGGUGACCCAGGCCCCCGCCGGCCAAUGCCCUCUGCCCCCAUCCCAGCUCCAACCCAGGCAGAGGGUUCCUGUCGUGGAGCGUCGAGACCUCUGUUCCACUUCCCUGCAGCCAGCCCCGGUGGUUCCUUCUACUGUCCCGAAGACCAUGGCACCUCUGAAGACGGAACCUUUCACCCCGCGACCUGUGGCCUGUCCCAAUGCUGUCCCUCAGACAACUGAGCAGAAGCCCCUGAUUCCUCUGGUCCCGCUACGCGAUGAGAAACCUGUGGUACCCCAACCUGCUGUUCAGCCCACAGUUCAGGGGAACCAUGUUCUGCAGUCAGAAGCUCCUCCAGUUCAGGCUCCCUUUUCUCUGCAUACUCAAAUGUCCUUCCAGCCUCCAUACCAACCACCAUUGUACAAGUCAGAGAGCCCCUUUGACAGUGGCCAUUUUACACUGGAUGGGAUUGACUUUGACAGUCCAAAGCCCAUAGACAUGAGCCUUACUUCUGCCUCCACCCAGAUGCAGAGCCUUCAGGUGAAGAUGGAGACGGUCCUGCCUGAUGGGUCAGCAUUUGGAGCCUCUAAGGUAGCGGCUGAGGAGACGGUCAGACAGGAGGGUCACGGUGGAACAGCUGAUAUGUCGACACACCUGGAGGGUCUUCCUUUGGAUGCUUCCAAGCUGGAGAUGGCCCUGCUGAAAGACUACAACUACAAUGAUGCUCUGGCCGACAUCAUCCAGCUGGAUGGGCCUUCAGACAGCAGCUCUGACGUGGAGGAAUUCGAGGAGGAGAUGGGUGGUGCGAUAGGAGAGAAUGACUUCCUGGGCAUGAUGACAGCGGAGGCUCUACAGGCUCUACAGGAGGCGGAGGAGAGCAGUGAUGAUGGAAAGUCCAGCUCCGGUGAUGACAGUGUUGGGAUGGAUGAAGUCACAGUGGAAGAGGACCCUUUGAACUCUGGGGAUGACGUGAGCGAGCAAGACGUCCCUGAUCUCUUUGACACCAACAAUGUGAUAGUGUGCCAGUAUGAUAAGAUUCACCGGAGUAAGAACCGCUGGAAGUUCUAUCUGAAAGACGGUGUGAUGUGUUACGGGGGAAAGGACUAUGUUUUCUCCAAGGCUGUCGGAGAGGCAGAGUGGUGACUGGGUUCAAGCCUGUGUUCCCGUGUCCAUACUGGUUUAGUUGAGAGGAUAAGUGGGUUUUUGAAACGCAUUUGACAUUGCUUCCUCCCAAGUAGCGCGCGUGAUAUUGUAACGUGACGACACUGAGUGUCCUAGUGAGAGACGGAAUAAUAAAUACACUUCCUGGUUUUGUGGUAAUAAACGUCUCCAAUGGAGGGUGGGAAACAGUCACAUCGAGAGGAUGAUAUCAUUUGAAUUUAAUGGGAAAAACAGAAGUGUCCAUUGAGCUAGAAAAAGACAGUUAGAAUCUAUAAAGACUUUCUAAUGUGAAUACAAAUGUAUUGAUGACAAUGUGUCCUUUCCAAAUGACUCCCUAAAGCCUAGAAUGUGUCCUAUUCCCUAGGGCCCUAGUCAAAAGUAGCACACUAUGUAGGAGAUAAGCUGCCAUGUGGGACCUACAGAAUAUCCAAUUAAACCAUCGAUGUGCAGUAUGUUUUAUAGUUUAUUUAUUUAGCUAUUAUUUUAUGUAAUUCCAUGAAAGCACCCAGAAUGCAUUUGUUUAGGAGGCCAAAGUAGAGCUUAUACCUUUUUUAAUUAUGUUUAUUUUAUUUUUUUAACAAUGUCUCAGGACUGUUAGAGAAUGUUUUUCUUUUUUUUUUGGUGGCCUUGUUUGAAUCCUUAGAAAUGUGGAGUUUCUACUGUCAAUUAAAUAUUGUAUAAGCAUCAAUAUAGAU